This is a messenger RNA of Megalobrama amblycephala (Wuchang bream), 1847 nucleotides long. RefSeq names its product immunoglobulin (CD79A) binding protein 1 (gene igbp1). The transcript is spliced from 6 exons. Gene Ontology annotation, cellular component: cytosol. Gene Ontology annotation, biological process: regulation of signal transduction; regulation of dephosphorylation. Gene Ontology annotation, molecular function: protein phosphatase 2A binding. The record is from RefSeq and is a predicted model, not a curated record. The coding region runs from base 53 to 1111 and encodes 352 amino acids. Lineage: Eukaryota; Metazoa; Chordata; Actinopteri; Cypriniformes; Xenocyprididae.
AAAGAACAGGAACUGACGGAAGCCGAGUUGGGUCUUAAAUACGCUUUGAGAAAUGGCGGCUGCUGAAGACACAAACAGUACACAAAACCCCAGCGGUUCAGAUGCUCCGAAGCUGUCGGAUUUACUGGACCGGGGCUGGAAGCUGUAUGAUGAGGUGGACACCACGAAUGAGUCGAGCAGCUCCAACGCAGUGCAGGUGAAAGUAAAGCGCGGCAUCAUGCAGCUGGAAGAGGCGACGAGGAUGGUCAAUCAGCUGAACCUGUUCAGUCGUAAUGAGGCACUGGAGGAGAUCCCCACCACCGACCUGAAGUACCUGCUGCUGCCGGCUCUGCUGGGAGCGCUCACCAUGAAACAAGUGAACCCCAGCAAGCGGCUGGAGCACGUGCAGGCGGCCCACGUCUAUUUCAGAGACUUCCUCCAGAGGUGCAAGGACUAUGACAUAUGUAGUUUUCAGCUGCCCAGAGCCAGUGAGGACACAACAGAUACUCCUACUGAGGAGCGGAUGAAUCCAUCAGUCCCCAUGCCAAUGUCACAGCCAGACCUUAUCGCCAUGGCAACACAAAGACAAGCCAAAAUAGAGAGGUUUAAUCAGCGUAAAGAGACAGAAGCCAAGCUGAGUGAGAUCAGAGGACUAGUUGAAUCUGGUUCAGCUGAUGAAGAGGUGGUGAGAGAUUUUUACCUGCUGCACGUGCGCAGGUGGGUAACACUAGCAUUUGAGGAGAUCGACUCCAUCAACCAGGAGAUAGAGAUACUGAAACGAAUGGAGCUUUUCAAGCAGAGCGCCCCUCAGCCAUCCCCACCCAAAAGACCGCCCAUGAAGCCUUUUAUCCUGACUAAGGAUGCUAUGCAGGCAAAAGUGUUUGGUGCGGGGUAUCCCAGCCUUGCCACCAUGACAGUGGACGAAUGGUAUGACCAACACCGGCGACAAGGAUGUUUACCAGACCAAGGCAUACCACGCAGCGCAGAUAGCAAUGCAGAGGAGGAUGAGAGAGCUGAAAGAGAGAGGAAGGAAGAAAAUGACGAUGAAGAGGCACUGCAGAAGGCACGUGACUGGGAUGACUGGAAGGAUACACACCGGAGAGGAUAUGGCAACCGCAAGAACAUGGGCUGAUCUGAUGUCAUGCACGCACACAUACACACGCACACACAUACGCGCAUCCCUUCAGUUCCCACAAAUAAAUGCUGUUCCCAAUGCUGCCAAUGUGACAUGGACACAACAGAGAGUGGAGCUGUAGCGGUUAGUUAAUUUGGUUCCUUUUUUUUCCUAAACCGAGUUUGCAUAUUUGACUUUUAAAUGUCUCUUUAUAAAUCUUAAAUGAUGAGACCUUAAGCCCCUGAGCAUCUAUAGAGACGGAUGUUUGGGCCUCCUUGCAUUGCUCCACAUCAGUCUUUCCCACAUGGUUAUUAAAUGUUUGCCUUUUCAUGGAUGUUGUUUUGAGUGCAAGAUUUCUACAGAAGUGUUCCCUGUAUUGUUAGCUUUUACAGUCAAAAUCGGUCAACUCAGAAGGAUGUUGUCACCCACAUAAUUACACCUUAUGUGCUGUUUGAUUUGGAGCCGGAUAAGACUGCAUGUUCUUUAACUAUUAGCAGAUAUUGCUAGGCCUCGUUGUCUGGUUCAGAUGAGCUACUUCAGCGAAGACGGUUCAACACUUGCUUGGAUCUGACGCUGAUUAAUGUGGUCAGAAUUGCUGAAGAAACUUUGGGACAUUGGAACAAAUUGUCUAGAAUGCCUUUUUAUUCUGAAAUUUAUUUAUUGCAUUAUCUGGAAAUUUUGCUUUUCUUUAGGCAAAUCUUUGUAAGGUCAACCUCCUGUUCUUGAGUAAAUAUAAAGAAAAAUCACCUAUAAA